Panthera uncia (snow leopard) is the source of this 2398-nucleotide messenger RNA. RefSeq names its product D-2-hydroxyglutarate dehydrogenase (gene D2HGDH). Gene Ontology annotation, molecular function: catalytic activity; FAD binding. NCBI's taxonomy places the organism in Eukaryota, Metazoa, Chordata, Mammalia, Carnivora, Felidae. Gene Ontology annotation, cellular component: mitochondrion. The record is from RefSeq and is a predicted model, not a curated record. The transcript has 10 exons. The coding region runs from base 683 to 2308 and encodes 541 amino acids.
CGCGCGCCGAGGCCGUUCUCGAGUGCGAGCCCGCCGGGUUACGUGCCGUCACGUGGGCGCGCGGGCCCGACUCCCGGCCGCGGCUCGAGCCCGCGCUCUCGUUCUUCGGCCCCUGGCGGUGGCGCGCGUGCCGCGGGGAGGCUCGGAGAGGCGCGCUCAUUUUCCCCAGGUCGCGCAGCGCUGGUGAACCCCGCGGGCAGCGCUGGCACGCGCGCCGGUUCAGGUUGUCUGAGCUCCAGAAGAGGGGCGCGUCCCCGUCCCCUGUCCCCUCGCCUGGGUAGGUCUGGGGGCUCCCUGUACACGUCGAAAGUCGCCUGCAGCUCGGCGGGCAGCCGGAGAAGCUUCCUUACCCCGCCCUUUCCUUUGCUACACUUUUUACACUUGGUAACGUACACGUACGACAUAAAACGUACCAUUCCAACCAUUGUCAGUUGUACUCAGUGGCUUCCACCCCUUUUCGUGUCUUCAGGCCUGGUUUAGUCCUGAAGGGCGAGGGGCUAAAAGACAGCUUUGUGACGGCAAAUGUCAGACUGUCAGAGGGUGGCGCAUCUGGCUCCCAGCCAGGUGUGCAACUCAGGGCAUUCCCGAGAGGGGGGUCCUGCAGGAAAACAGCCCGGGUCAGAAUCGAGGGCAGCGCCCCUGCUCUCGGACCGCCUCCCCCCUGGACAGCAGGGCAAGGGCGAUGGCACCCCAUCUGGUGCAGCCUGGGUGGCGCUUCUGGCGGCAGGCGGCGUGCACUCUGGGAGCCUCUGUGCAGCACAGGACAUGGGCAGGGACGUCCAGGAUCCCCAGGCUGGGCAGCCCGUGGGGAGCCACGGCCACCAGCCCCCGGGUCUACAGAAGUGGCUUUUCCACGUCCCCCCGGGCCCCGGAGGUGAUGCUGACCCGGGAGCGUUACCCUGUGAAGCGGCUGCCAUUCUCCGUGGUGUCUGGGGAAGACCUGGCAGCCUUUGAACGCAUCGUCCCCGGCAGGGUCAUCACAGACCCAGAGGUGCUGGAGGCUUCAAAUGUGGACUGGCUUCGAACGGUCCGAGGGAGCAGCAUGCUGCUGCUGAGGCCGCGGACGACAGAGGAGGUGUCCCACAUCCUCAGGCACUGUCACGAGAGGAACCUGGCCGUGAACCCGCAGGGGGGAAACACAGGCAUGGUGGGGGGCAGCGUGCCCGUCUUCGAUGAGGUCAUCUUGUCCACCGCCCUGAUGAACCAGGUCAUCAGCUUCCACGACAUGUCCGGGACCCUGGUGUGCCAGGCGGGCUGUGUCCUGGAGGAUCUCAGCCGUCACGUGGAGGAGAGGGGCUUCGUCAUGCCCCUGGACCUGGGGGCCAAGGGCAGCUGCCACAUCGGGGGAAACGUGGCCACCAAUGCCGGCGGCCUGCGGUUUCUGCGCUACGGCUCGCUUCACGGGACCGUCCUGGGCCUGGAAGCGGUUCUUGCGGACGGCACGGUCCUGAACUGCCUGAGCACCCUGCGGAAGGACAACACGGGCUACGAUCUGAAGCAGCUCUUCAUCGGGUCCGAGGGCACGCUGGGGGUCAUCACGGCUGUGUCCAUCUUGUGUCCGCCCAAGCCCAGGGCUGUGAGUGUGGCUUUCCUCGGUUGUCCGGGCUUCUCUGAGGUCCUGCAGACCUUCACCACCUGCAAGGGGCUGCUGGGUGAGAUCCUGUCCGCGUAUGAGUUCAUGGAUGCCGAGUGCAUGUGGCUGGUCACGCACCACCUUCGCCUCGCCAGCCCGGUGCAAGAAAGUCCCUUCUAUGUUCUGGUCGAGACCUCAGGCUCCAGAGCAGGCCAUGAUGCUGAGAAGCUGAAUGACUUCCUGGAGCAGGUGCUGAGCUCCGGCCUGGUGACGGAUGGGACUGUGGCCACAGACCACCUGAAAGUCAAGGCGCUGUGGGCCCUCAGGGAGAGGAUCUCGGAGGCGCUGAGCCGCGAUGGCUACGUGUACAAGUACGACCUCUCCCUGCCCACCGAGAGGCUCUACGACCUUGUGACUGACCUGCGCGUGCGCCUCGGCCCGCGGGCCAAGCACGUGGUGGGCUACGGCCACCUGGGGGAUGGGAACCUGCACCUCAACGUGACGUCAGAGGCCUUCAGCCCUUCGGUGCUGGGCACCCUGGAGCCCUAUGUGUACGAGUGGACGGCCGAGCAGCGGGGCAGCGUCAGCGCAGAGCACGGCCUGGGCUUCAAGAAGAGGGGCGUCCUCGGCUACAGCAAGCCGCCCGAGGCCCUGCGGCUCAUGCAGCAGCUCAAGGCCCUCUUGGACCCCAAGGGCAUCCUGAACCCCUACAAGACGCUACCUGCCCAGGCCUGAUAGGGCCUGCCGGGGCCAGUGGGAGACAUGGGAGGGGCCUUGGUCCUGUCCUGGUCUUGCUGUCCUGGUCACAGUGGGCCUGCAGGGCUG